Cotesia congregata is the source of this 504-nucleotide messenger RNA. NCBI's taxonomy places the organism in Eukaryota, Metazoa, Arthropoda, Insecta, Hymenoptera, Braconidae. The record is from the annotation of a GenBank genome assembly.
UACUUGGACCAGGAGUACACAAACCAUCCUAACUAUCCCAAACCGCUACGCGUGAGAAUUAAAUCCUACCUAGCAAUACUAAACUUUUCUCUCCUAGGCAUGUACAAAAGAACAAUCCAUCCAGUACCACCUUGGGAAACCAUUAAAAUCAACACAAACUGGAACUUGGCAGAAAGAGAUAAAAAAAUCACAACUGCAAGGAACUAUCAAUCAUUGUUCCAAGAAACUAAAGCAAACUACCCGCACUACCUAGAAAUUUACACUGAUGGCUCCAAGAAGGACAACAAAGCAGGCUGUGCCUUAUUCUCUGAAGAUACCACAGAAAUACACAAACUACCUGAUGCAUACUCAAUCUUCUCUUGCGAACUAUUCGCUAUCUGGAAAACCCUACAACUGGCCAAGGAAAAUCUCACUGACCAAAACUUGGUCAUUUAUACUGACUCCAGCUCUAUCCACCAACGGAAUCAGAUCACUAAUCAACUUCUUGAAGAAUACGAAACUAAU